AUGUCUUCAGCUGUCAACGCCGAGCAGUUGGUUGGAGCUCUGGACUGCGUCUCGAUUGUAGAUCAGGGAGAGGUAGAUGCUAAGUUUGGGUCAAAUGGGAAGAAGGCCUGUGGGAAUCAUGGUGGGAAUUGUGCGAUUUGCUUGGAUGAGAUUGUGCUCGAAGAAACUGCCCUAAUUAAGGGGUGUGAGCAUGCUUACUGUGUGACCUGCAUCCUGCACUGGGCCACGUACAGUGAGAAACCAAAGUGCCCUCAGUGCAAGCAUCCAUUUGAAUCUCUUAAUGUCCACCGAUCGCUCGAUGGCUGCAUCCAUGAUUACAUGUUUGAGGAAAGCCUGUGCCUUCUACUCAGAGCCACAUGGUUCAAGCCAUUGGAAGUACCAUCUCACCAUGGCACUGCAUAUGAGGAUCCAGAUGAGUUCUUCCCGUAUGACUACGUGUAUGGUUACGGGUACGAUUACGAGGAAGAUGAUAUUGAUGAAGCUGCUUACUACGGCAGCGGCAGUUCCUCAUCGAGCAGUGUUAUUAGGAUUGGCAACAGAAGGUGGGGUGACAAUGGGUACGUUAGAGCAGGCCGUUUAGAGGCCCGGCCAGUUCAUCAUCGACCCAAUGCCCAGGAUUCCGGAGGUGCAGGUGGUUCCUCGUCAUCAUCUCGUGAACCGAGGAAGAAAGAGGAUAAGACCGGGCGUCGUGCAAAGAGGACCCAGAAGCGGGAAGCUGCUGACAAGAAAGCUGCUGAGAAACAUCAGCUGCUUCUGGCCAGGCUGGGGCGCCAGUAA
Messenger RNA from Linum trigynum, 777 nucleotides. The record is from the annotation of a GenBank genome assembly. NCBI's taxonomy places the organism in Eukaryota, Viridiplantae, Streptophyta, Magnoliopsida, Malpighiales, Linaceae.